Molecule: messenger RNA, 6543 nt
Organism: Mastomys coucha (southern multimammate mouse)
Lineage: Eukaryota; Metazoa; Chordata; Mammalia; Rodentia; Muridae
Gene: Palb2
Product: partner and localizer of BRCA2
Exons: 13
Coding region: 3013-6288 (1091 amino acids)
Biological process (GO): double-strand break repair via homologous recombination
Cellular component (GO): nucleoplasm
Molecular function (GO): protein binding; DNA binding
Source: RefSeq, a predicted model, not a curated record
AAACCUCAAGAUCCUGUCAGUCGCUCAGGCAGACGGUGACUCCAGCUACUUCCGGUUGUCUUCCACUUCCGCUAUCCGCGCCCACGACUCUCAUCGACUCUCCUUUGGUCAGCCCUGCUCGAUUGCUCGGCGGUCUCCAGCUGCGCGUGCGCAGAGCGAAGAGCGAUUUUAAUUGGCCAGAGCGGGUAGCGCGCGAGACCUGUGAGGCUCGCCAGUCACUUAGCGAGGGUGAACUAAGUCCCGGUUCUUCCCCGGGAUUCCUCCUAGCCCCAGGAAGCCCUGGUUGGGUCCCCGUGACUCGAGGCUGGAGACGGCUGCACCUUGCGUUCGGCUUCCAUCCCGAUGGAAGAGCUUUCCGGGAAGCCCCUCAGCUGUGCGGAGAAGGAAAAGCUGAUUUUCUCCAUGUUUAAGACCCACGUUGGAACAGAGCGAAGGGAAGAAAGACAUUAUAAAUAAGUAUCACAUAUAAUAGGUGUUUUGUGUGUGUGUGUGCAUACAAAUUUAGUGUAGUAGUGUGAAAGAGCUCUCAUUUCUUUUGGAAUCAGUAUAUUAUUCUGCAAGACUUAAAUAUUGCUUGUGCUUGCUGUGCAAAAUUAGAAUUCACGUUAAUUUGUCCUAUCCUUUCUUACAUUCUAAGGGUGGUAAAGAUCAUUUACAAAUAAACAAGAUAAUUCUCACUGAUAAGAUUGAGGACAAGAUAACAACAGAGGUUAAGAGCAGACUGUAGGCCUUCCUAAUGCUGUGACCCUUUAAUACAGUUCCUCAUGUUGUGAUGACCAUAAUUUCGAUGGUGCUUCAUAACUAUAACUUGCUACUAUUAUGAAUCAAAAUGUAAAUACAUGAUAUGAAACUCCUCUGAGGGGGUUAAAUGGAGCAGUUAUAAAUGGCAGCGUCCUGGAGGAACUGUUUAUUCUCUGUUCAGUUUGCAUAUCUAUAAAAGGAGGGUGAUUAUGUAAUAGAAUCUAUUUGUUAGGGUUAUUGUGAGAGCUAAUUGAGUCAAUGGACAUUAAAGUCACAAACGUCCCUAGGACCAACUGAAGCAUAUUAUGAAAGUAUCAUCCAUUUUUAUUAUUGUGUGUCUGAGAAUGGAUGGGGACUGAGGUGACUUUAGCGCAGAAGAGCUGGAGUCCACAAAGUGUCCUGGAAACCUAGGUGGGGAAAGUGCUUAAGAAAAGUUAAAGUUAGUAACUUUUUUUUCUGAAUUUUUAAUGACCAAAACAAAAAUAUACCUAAAAGCAAAGCUUCUGGAAAACCCAUUUGUUCUUCCCUGUCUUGUAUCACUCCUCAAACUUGACACUGGCUUCCUGCCUGGCCUUGUGUUUCAGAGCUGAGUCUCAAUACAUCCUUGUUGACAACAGUUUUGUCCAAGGGGAUAUCCAGUGUACCUUGUGGGUAUGAGGUGGUUGUAGUUAUAAACUUUCACAAAGGACUUGAUCUUGGAUCACUUGGCAGUUUUCUUCUUGCCCAUGGUAGCUGUCACUUUUGGGGAUAGCGGUCAAUUCCAGCCACCAUGGCUUGGCAGUAAGGGCAGUCUGAGGUGCCAUCAUCAAUGUUUUUCACGAUGGCAGUUUUACAUCCAAAGUAUCGUCCAGCUAGGACUAGCACCACUUUCCUGGGUUUCAUGAACUUGCCCAUUUCAACAGCAAUCAGCCGGCACUCAGCAGAAAGGAAAGAAGGACCCGACAGUAACUUUCAUUGUAGCUUUUUUGCUGCUUUUUGGUUUGUGGAAUUAUUCUUAAGAAAGGAUCUCGUAUCCCAAGCUAGUCUUGGAUUUACUUAGACGCUAAGGAUGACCUAGCACCUUCCAAGUGCUGGGGUUACAGCUGUUCACCAAAGAACUGGGUUUAUUUGGUGCAGAGGAUCAAAGCACAUGCUAGAGGAGCUCUCUAACAAGCGAGAUACAUCUCCAGCCCCUUUUAUGUUGUUUUAAAAGGAAUAUACUGAGGAUAGAAAGCCAACAAUUGUUUAAAGGAUGAAUACAGGGUUCCUAAAGGGCAGAAAGACGGGGGUGGGGGGGAUCUUCUGCUGAGGGAACAUUUCAACCACAGAAGCUUAGGAGACAAAAAGAAUCUAAACUUUCAGGGACUAGUAAUUUGGCAUAGCCUGAAUGAAUUUGCAAAAGCUUUUAUGGAGAUGCCUGCUGUGUGCCUGGCUGGGAAAUCAACAGCAACAGCCCCUACCUCUCACUGGCUUUCUUCUAUGUAUUCUUCAGAUGUAUGAACUGGGUCUACCAUUGAGAUUUCCUAUUUGUGGUACCUAGAAUAAUUACACAUACGCUAUAUCCACAAGGCUAGUUCCUUCCUUUAGCUCUAGGUGCAAGUGGUAGCCCUUGCUCCACUUGAAAUACCUCCGUGAUUAUACUCCCUACAGGAAGCAAAUUACUUAUAUCACUUAGAUUAAUCUAGGUACUUUUAUGUCAGAUCUUAUCUGUGCUCUCGAAUGUUAGCUGCAUUCCUCACUGCAAGUAAAUUGCCUUAACUACCUUAUACCUCAAGCAUCAGGGAUAACUGACACUGUGUGUGUACUGGGGGGUGUUGGUUACUGCUACAAGUUCCUGGGCCAUUAAUAGAUAAAGAGCAUUUAUUGGUUGAUUGACUAUGAUAAUAGCCCCUCCCUGUUGAGAAGUGAUGGGAAGGUACAAGAGAAAAUGGACAGCAUAGUGUGUGGUGCAGUAAAUUUUGAGAACAGCACAGAGGAAUGGAAGAGUGUCUAAACUGGGUUUGAGCAAGAACCUAGAAGCCUAUACUAGGGAAGUAAUCCUGCAAACUGAGGCUUGAGGACUCCAUAGGAACUGCUCCAUGUGACAGGAGACCAUCAUGGAAAGGUCCUGAGAGAGCUUGAUGCUUUGUGGGAACUGAGAAAAGAUUUGAAUGGGAAAACUGCUUUCCCUGUAGUGAUCUUGCUGAGGGAUGCUGCUAAGCUCUGCACACUGAGCACCAUAUGCAAUCUCAGGCCUGAUAGGCACUACAUCCAUUCCCUCUGAUCUUACCUUUCCACUGAUCAGAAUUGUUAAUGUUUUUCUUCCAGUUGAAAGAAAAGCUAGCAUUUUUGAAAAAGGAAUAUAGCAAGACACUUGCUCGCCUUCAGCGUGCCAAAAGAGCUGAGAAGGUUAAGAACUCUAAGAAAGCAAUAGAAGAUUGUGUACCCCAGCAGGAAGUCUCCCCACUGUUAAACCACUCUGAACCUAUAAAUAAAGGCUUUACUUGUGACACAUUACAAAGCGACUAUCUCGAUGAGGAGACUGGAGAAAGCAGCUCUCAGAUACUUGAUAUUGAAUCUCAGUCCUUGAAUUGUAAAAGUGGCCAAGAAGUAUUACAUACACCAAGAGCAGGUGACAUCCAAGGACAAUUUUUGCAUAGCACCAGCAGCCCUGAUGGUGAGAAAGGACAGAAUACACUUCCAGGGACAGCAAAGAUGCCGUGGACGAAAUCAUCUGUGUCACUGGGGAAGGAAGAUUUUUUUAACACUAAUUCUCUUACACUCCCUGGCAAGCAUGGAAAAAGACAGGAAGCAGUCAGUAGCAGGAGUCCUAGGGCUCCAGUAAGUGAAAAGACUCACCUUUUAAGUCUGAAGUCUCAAACUCCUGACCCUCCAGCACUUGUUACAGGUAUUGGAGAGAGUAUAUUAAUUCUACCAUCUGGCAAAUCAGAAAGGGGUAUUGAGACACCUGUGGGAGGAAAUAAUGUCUCUAUGGAGACUACAGUUCCUUCAUGUACUGUGUCAAACAGCAAUUAUUGUCGGCACCUUGAGCAUACACCUCCUGACAGUAGCUGCAAAAUUACUACACAGGGCCCGGCUUCAUCCAUAAACCUGGUGGCACAAGACAAAAAAACGACUAUAUUUACAGAUAACUCAGUAUAUAAAGCUGUGAGUGCCAAUGAUCAGCUGCCAGGAAGUCCUAAUUCAUGUUCUGUAAAUGAUCUCACUCUUAGUAAGUUGCCAGCAAAUACUACCCAAAACUCUAAAUCUUUAAAAUCUCCCAGUAACAUUAUUGAUGUGAGAAAUGAGAAUCUUCAGGAAGAUGAAAUUCUUGGCUCAUCUAAGAACCUCAGCCCAGCAGCAGUCUCUCCUCCUUCCACAGAAAGUCAAAUACAUUCUUGUACUAUGCUUGAAGGCCUUCUGUUUCCUGCAGAAUACUAUGUUAGAACAACCCGUCGCAUGUCUGAUUCUCAGAGAAAAAUAGCUCUGGAAGCUGUAAUUCAAUGUCAUUUGGGUGUCAAAAAAAAAGAGCUUAAAAAGAAGAAAGCAACUAAGGACGUAGUCCUCUCCAGUGAAGAAACUGACCCAAGUGAAAGUGGCAUGCUAGACACGAGCACAGGAAAGUUGAGUUCAGGAAGCCUCUCUCAGAAACUUCUCUCAGCAGCUGAGGUCAGCUCUCCUCCAGGACCUGCUGACAACCGACCUGCACGGCCACCUGGUAGAGGACACAGAGGGAAACGAAAAUCAGUCCGCACCUCCACACUGGAUCACUGUCAGCUGCUUUUUCCUCCCUGUGUCGCAUUGGCUGUUAACAGGUCCAAGGGCAAAUUCACCAAGCAUAAGUGUCAGAACAGAGAAUUGAUUAUUCAUGACUUUGAGUUACCCGAUGAAGACUUUGGGUUUCUUAAACUUGAAAAAUUGAAGUCCUACUCAGAAAAACUGAUUGAGUCUCCUGACUCAAAAAACUGCGGUGAGAGACUUCCUAGAGAAGGAAUCCGUUCUGCUCUGGAAGCACUGCAAAUAGAUUCGGAGACAGAGGGCUUGGAAGAGGAGCUCACUGUUCUGCCAGGAGAAGCAUGCCAUCCAGGGCCAACCCUGAGAAGGCAGCCGGGGAGCAAGGGCCUUUCUUCAUCCAUAGUGCUUUUCACUCCUACAGACACUGCUGCACCUAAUCACAGUGGCAGGCCUACUCCCUCCCUGUGUUCACCUGCUUUCCCUGUCUUAGGCAUGACUCCAGCUUUUGGCUCCCCAGCAACCGGUGGUAAUCUGUCUACUGAAGCUGCACAGCCUUGCUCUACACCCCAACCUUCUCUCUUGGGAGACACAAACAGCCUUGUUAAUAACAGUAAAGAGUGCAACAAUUCAGCCUGCUCACCAAAACCGGAUACCAACCUGCAAGUGUCAGGUAGGCAAGGACAACCUGCCUGUGACAGUGACUCUGGCCCCCAAGCAACACCUCUGCCUGUUGAGCCAUUCACUUUCAGAGAAAAUCAGCUUUGUGGAAAUGCAUGCCUCGAGUUACAUGAACAUUCCACUGAACAGACUGAAACUGCAGACCUCCCUGCUUGUGACAGUUUAAACCCAGGCAGCCUACAGUUGGUUUCAGAGUUAAAGAAUCCUUCCAGUUCCUGCUCUGUGGAUGUGAGCGCCAUGUGGUGGGAAAGAGCUGGUACUAAGGAGCCAUGUAUCAUAACUGCUUGUGAAGAUGUAGUUUCUCUUUGGAAACCCUUGAAUUCUUUGCAGUGGGAAAAAGCUCAUACCUGGCACUUCACAGAGGUUCCAGUAUUACAAAUAGUUCCAGUGCCCGAUGUUUACAAUCUUAUAUGUGUAGCUUUGGGAAGUUUGGAAAUCAGAGAAAUCAGGGCGUUGCUGUGUUCCUCUGGUGAUGAAAAUGAAAAGCAAGUCCUCCUGAAAUCUGGAGAUAUAAAAUCUAUACUUGGCCUAACAAAGAGGAGACUAGUUAGUAGCACUGGAACCUUUUGCAAUCAGCGAAUACAAAUCAUGACAUUUGCUGAAGAUGGAAGCAGCACAGAUGAGCAGCUUUUGAUGCCUCCCGAUGAAACUGUACUGACUUUUGCUGAAGUCCAGGGGACGCAGGACGCUCUGCUUGGUACUACCACUGUGAACAGCAUUGUGAUCUGGAAUUUAAAAACUGGCCAGCUCCUGAAAAAGAUGCACAUUGAUGAUGCUUACCAAGCUUCCAUCUGUCACAGAGCCUGUUCUGAGAUGGGGCUCCUGUUUGUUGUUCUGAGUCAUCCUUGUGCCAAAGAGAGCCAGGCCUUUGGAAGCCCUGUGUUUCAGCUGCUGGUGAUUAACCCUAAGACAGCUCAGAGUGUGGGUAUUGUGCUGUGCUCCCUUCCUCAGGGACAGGCUGGAAGGUUCCUGGAAGGGGAUGUGAAAGAUCAUGUCGCAGCAGCAGUGCUGACUUCUGGGACAAUUGCCAUUUGGGAUUUGCUUCUGGGUCACUGCACAGCUCUCCUCCCACCUGUCUCUGACCAGAGUUGGUCUUUGGUUAAAUGGUCGGGUACAGGUUCCCAUUUGCUAGCUGGGCAAAAGGAUGGAAAUAUAUUUAUAUACCGCUACUUUUAAGAGGCAAUAGUUUGGUUUUGUUUUUUGUUUUUUUGGUUUUUUGUUUUUUUUUUAAGAAUACAGUAUCUGAAUGACAUUUAAUGUGAUUACUUGAAUGUAUUUCCCACAAAUUUAAUUUUAUUCUGAUGGUGAUACUACUGACUGAACAUUUGUUUAUACUUACUUUCAGGUUAGUGGUUUUAAGUCAUACUUUGCACAUUUGCUAUUACAGCUGUAAAUAAGCAGUAAAUGUAAAUAAAUAUUUAUUUUGACACA